CAAGCCCACGGUUGGGUGUCAACUCUCUUCUCAACCAUCUGGCGAGACCAUUCAUUCACUUCUUUCGGCUUUUUUCGUUGUCUACAUUCAUCCGCUCACUCGCAUUUCCAUUGACUGGAGACUGUUUUGUUCCUAUCUCUUCUCUCCAUACCACUGUCCUUUCGAAGCCUCCGCUCUUUUCCGCUAGCCGGCCCUGUUCAACCUGACAGACACUCGACCUCGACCCGAUAUUUCCCAACAUCAGUUCGAAUAAACCAGUCGUCCAAGAUGUCUUCCCUGUCACUCAAGACCCUCCUGGCUGCUUUUGUCGGCCCCUCCCUGGUUGCUGCCCACGGACACGUCAAGAACAUCGUCGUGAACGGCCUUUCAUACCAGGCUUUCGACCCGUCAACCUUUCCCUACAUGCAGAACCCGCCCAAGGUCGCCGGGUGGACUGCGGCAAACACCGACAACGGAUUCGUCGGGCCAGAGUCCUUCGCCGCUGGCGACAUCAUCUGCCACAAGAGCGCCACCAACGCUGGGGGCCACGCCGUGGUUGCCGCUGGAGACAAAGUCUUUAUCCAGUGGGACACCUGGCCGGAGUCGCACAAGGGGCCCGUCAUUGACUAUCUGGCCAACUGCGGCGUGGCUGGCUGCGAGACAGUCGACAAGACCGCGCUCCAGUUCUUCAAGAUCGACGAGGUCGGCCUGGUCGACGGCACGACGGCGCCCGGGACCUGGGGGUCGGACCAGCUGAUCAAGAACAACAACUCAUGGCUCGUCGAGAUCCCUCCCACCAUUGCCCCGGGCUUCUACGUCCUGCGCCACGAGAUCAUCGCGCUGCACAGCGCCGGGCAGGCCAACGGCGCCCAGAACUACCCGCAGUGCUUCAACCUGCAAGUCACGGGCGGCGGCAGCGUCGCCCCCGCCGGCGUCAAGGGCAUGGCCCUGUAUACGGCCACGGACCCGGGCAUCCUCGUCAACAUCUACACCCCGCUCGCAAGCUACAAGAUCCCCGGCCCAGCCCUGAUCGGCGGCGCCGUCAAGAUCGCCCAGGGCUCGUCCGCCAUCACCGCGUCGGCCACCGCCAUCACCAGCUCGGCGGCGGCGUCGCCCGUCGUCGCCACCACCACCGCCGUCAAGCCCACGACGUCGUCCUCCACCAGCAGCAGCGCCGCCGCCGUGGCACCGACGACCGCUGCUUCGGUGCUAGCGACCACCAAGCCCGCCACGACAGCUGUUCCCCAGACGACCGCGGCUGCGGUGCCGGCGGCAACCACCAAGCCCGCCACUACCAGCAGCAGCUCGACUUCGAGCAAGCCUUCGACGCUUUCCACCUCCACCAAGGCCACGGCAAAAGUCCGCGUCCACCCGCGCGACAUUGCGGCCAGCUAG
This is a messenger RNA of Lasiosphaeria miniovina, 1374 nucleotides long. RefSeq names its product glycosyl hydrolase family 61-domain-containing protein. The coding region runs from base 268 to 1374 and encodes 368 amino acids. The record is from RefSeq and is a predicted model, not a curated record. The transcript has 2 exons. Lineage: Eukaryota; Fungi; Ascomycota; Sordariomycetes; Sordariales; Lasiosphaeriaceae.